CUGAGGGCUGCAGAGGGGCUGAGCCUGAUUUGUGUCCAGUCUGGGCUCUAUGGAGCACCUCCCAAAGCAGAUGAGGCCACCGACCAACAGUGAUUCCUUUUCCAGCAGGUUCCUGGGCCAGGUCCUUCAGCUCAGAUUGGUCAAGUACCCGCUCAAGGUCCUUCAGAAAGCAUCUGUCUGGAUUGGAUUAGUGUUCCCUGUUGAGACCCUCAGGAGCAAACUCUGCCUUCCAGCCCAGUCCCCCACCAGGCCUGGGAAGCUCGUGCACCUUCUGCUCUCCGUGACUCCCACCAGGAUCCAGAACUUCCUGGGCUACCUCCUGACAGAGCGGGGCCAGAGCAACAUGUCCAAGGAGAUCCAGGAGGCUCUGAGCCACCCAGCCAGGGAGAGGGAUGAUGUGGCUCCAGAGCAGCAGUCCUGGCUUGUGUUUCUGGAGAAGGAUUUGCCAGAGGAUGACUCUGACGACUUCACAUACGAGCCCUCGGAGGUGGAGUCAGACAGUGCCGAGUAUCAAUCCCAAAACGACACCGACCUGGAGCUGGAGGAGCUGGGUGGGGUCACAGUGUGGGAGGCCUUGGCUGUCCAGGGCCCCGUGCCCCUGGAGCUGGGAGCAGAGGAUCCAGCUGUGGCCAGUGGUGAUGCCCAGACCCCAAGAGCCGGCGGGAGCAGCGGGGAUGGCAGCGAGCAGGACGCUGACACAUCCUGUGACACCAGCUCGUCUCAGGACGAGGAAAACUAGGAAGCCUGACUUGUGCACCUGAACCUUCUGGGGCUGCCCCGUGCCUGAUUCCCUGGGACAGCCGUGUCCCUGAGGAAGAUGCCCAGUUAAAUGCUGUGUUCAUGUUGUUUGUUUCAUUUUUCUGAAGUUUAUAAUAAAAUCACUCUGUUUUUCCACGUGCAA
This is a messenger RNA of Hirundo rustica (Barn swallow), 901 nucleotides long. RefSeq lists its product as uncharacterized. The record is from RefSeq and is a predicted model, not a curated record. The transcript is spliced from 7 exons. Bases 50 to 739 code for a protein of 229 amino acids. Lineage: Eukaryota; Metazoa; Chordata; Aves; Passeriformes; Hirundinidae.